AUGUUCUCCAACGCCCUGAAAUCAUUCACCUCGAACAUCAACUCCAACUAUACACUUAGCCCUCAGCCCACCUCCUAUUCCGGCCCAUGGAAGAUAUACGAUGCUAAAAAGAAGUCGACGGGAAAGGCGGCUUCAGUAUUCGUCUUUGACAAGAAGUCACUAGAACCUCCAGGGGGUGGUAGUCUAGGUGGUCGUUCAGGGGCAUCAGCACUCAAGCGCGCACAUGAACAGGUCGUGGAGCGGUUGAAGAAGGAGGCCAGUUCGCUGGCGCGGCUGCGCCACCCGAGCAUAUUGGAGCUGGUUGAACCAGUUGAGGAGACGCGCGGCGGAGGCCUGAUGUUUGCGACUGAACCAGUCACUGCAUCUCUAGCUGGCCUGCUGCAGGAGAAGGAUGAGCAGGAGAAGGCUGGCGGGGUGGGCGGUCGAAGAAGUCGAUAUGUGAUAGAGGAAUCGGACGGCCAGAAACGGCGGAGAGAGCUUGAGAUCGACGAGCUCGAGAUACAAAAGGGGCUACUACAGAUUGCAAAGGGAUUGGAGUUUCUACACGAGAGUGCUGGCCUUGUUCACGCGAAUCUGACUCCCGAUGCUAUCUUUGUCAACGCUAAAUCCGACUGGAAAAUAUCUGGUCUCGGUUUCUCAAGUCCUCCGGAGAAUUCGGACAAGUCCAGCUCAGUUGCCCCCAUCUCCCUCUCCGAGGUGCUGAACUACGAUGCGCGACUCCCGCGAUAUGUGCAGCUGAAUCUCGAUUACACAUCCCCGGAUUUUGUCAUGGACGGCAACAUCACGGCCGCAGCGGACAUGUUCUCGCUGGGACUGCUUAUACUUGCACUUUACAAUUCUCCGCAUAGAAGUCCCUUGGAAUUCAACGGCAGCCAAUCCGCCUACAAGCGGGCAUUUUCAUCAUCCAGCUCCGUCCCCAACAAGACGAACAACUUUAUGUGCUCGCAAGCUCUACCUAAGGAUGUGAUGAAUGGCGUCCUAGACCGGCUGAUUACUCGACGUCCCGCCCAGAGACUGGAUGCCCGGGGCUUCCAGCAAGCACAAUACUUUGAUAACAUUCUGGUCUCAACCAUACGCUUUUUGGACUCACUACCAGCGAAGACGCCCAACGAGAAAUCCCAGUUCAUGCGUGGGCUUCCAAGGAUUCUGAACCAGUUUCCAAAGUCUGUGUUGGAGAAGAAGGUGCUUCCUGCGUUGUUAGAGGAGACAAAGGACCGUGAACUACUGGCUCUGGUGUUGCAGAACGUUUUUAAGAUCAUUGGCAUAUUACCUACGGGAAAGCGCGCCUUCACGGAGAGAGUCAUCCCUAAGCUGCGGGAGACGUUUCUCUCCGGACCUCCAGCAAUCAAGGCGGCUGCUCCUGAGCGAGAUAGCUUGAAAGAGGCGGGAUUGAUGGUCAUCCUAGAGAAUAUGUCCGUUGUUGCCGAAAACUCCAGCGGCAAGGAAUUCAAGGAUGACAUACUCCCGAUCAUCAACCAUGCUCUGGAGUCGCCUACCCACGCUCUGGUAGACGCCGCUCUGCGCACUCUGUCCGUCAUACUUCCCAUCCUUGACUUCUCGACGAUCAAGAACGAACUCUUCCCUAUCAUUGCCACUGUCUUUGCGAAGACCAGUAGUAUGGGGAUCAAAAUCCGGGGUCUGGAAGCCCUCAGAACGCUUUGUGGAGGUAGCAGUGAGGGAUCCGACGGACUAUCAGGUGAUGAUCUGAACGGAAUGAUGGCAGCUCCCAAGGCCAAGAGCAGCAAUGUUUCUAUCCUGGAUAAGUACACUAUACAGGAGAAGGUGGUACCUCUCCUAGGGGGCAUCAAGACGAAAGAACCGGCAGUUAUGAUGGCUGCACUUGAUGUCUUCAAGGCGAUAGGGAACCAAGUCGACAGUGACUUCCUCGCCAUUGACGUUCUUCCCAUCCUGUGGAAGUUCAGCCUCGGUCCGCUGCUGAAUCUCCCUCAGUUCCAAGCCUAUAUGGCUCUCAUCAGAUCGGUGUCUGCACGAGUGGAAAAUGAUCAAACAAGAAAACUUCAAGAGCUGGGCACCAGCAACUCCACUACCGUGGUGGCGUCGCGAAACGACCUUAUGAGCUUCGGCGCAGUUACAGGCAGCAGCGUUGGAAUGGAGAAUUCCAACGGAACCGGCGAAGCUGACUUUGAGGCCUUGGUUCGGGGUGGUGCGACUGGCUUGUCUAGCGGAUCAGACAUGAUGCUUGGGGGAGACGCGUGGGCAAGCGCACCCACAUCAGCCAUCUCACCGACGAUGCUGCCGUCACGACCGGCAGCGAACCGUGCAAGAAGCGUGAACAACGCGUCGUCAGCCCCAGCCUUCUCGUGGUCAACACCGCCUGUGUCCCCACCCGUUACCAAUCUCGGCACUGCUCAGAGUACGAGCAGGACCAUCACACCCGACAAUACACUCAAUGCUUUGAGUUCUGCAUUCCCUGCUAUCCAGCCCGUGAAUCCAGGAAUCGGAAACUCUUCCUUCCCGCAACCGCAAGCGAAGUCUCCGUUGGGGGUGGGCAUGCUCUCACCUACAAACACAUCCACUGUCUCGACACCCUCGUACACGAACCAAAGCUCCGGAAUCGACUGGAGUAAGGCGGCUGGGGCGGGCAUGACAUCAAACGCAUGGGGCGGCACCAUGUCGAGUAUUACCGCUGGGCAGCAACUACAGCAGGCAAGCAAUCCCUAUUCGAGCUUCACUAUCGCACCGCCACCCGGACAAUCCAGCAAGUCGUUUAGCAUUGCACCACCGCCAACUACUAGCACGGGAAGCAGUGCGUUUUCCAUUCCGCCUCCGCCAACAAGUAGUUCGGGGGCGAGGGGCGGCGGCAGGUUGAGCAUGAACAGUCUCGCAAAUAAUAGGGUACAGGGCCAAGGACAGAAUCAGUCCCGCAGCCAAACUCUGCAGCAGCCAACAAACCAGAAUCAGGGGUGGAGUAGCAGUGGAGGGGAUAGUCUGAUAUGA
Molecule: messenger RNA, 2958 nt
Organism: Westerdykella ornata
Lineage: Eukaryota; Fungi; Ascomycota; Dothideomycetes; Pleosporales; Sporormiaceae
Product: protein kinase-like protein Scy1
Exons: 4
Coding region: 1-2958 (985 amino acids)
Biological process (GO): protein phosphorylation
Molecular function (GO): ATP binding; protein kinase activity
Source: RefSeq, a predicted model, not a curated record